AUGGAUGGCUGGUCAUCCAGGGCUAGACUGGAGAUUUACACCUUCCACAUCACUUCACCCCAAGGGGAUGCUCAUCUCUACAAAGCAGAGCUUCUGGGUUCGCAAACUGCUUCAGCCAGCUGCAUCAAGACAAUUCUGGAAGGCAUCUGCCAGCAAGCUCUACCCUCUGAGCAGCACCAGCUUCUGGCGCACAAGCUCUCAGCCAUUUGCUCUGGCAGUGCUUCAGCUCUGCAGCAAGCCAAAGAAGACCUCAGCAGCACCUAUCCUUGGAUCAUCACACUGCCAGAUGCACCUCACUGGCUCAAUUUUUAUGCCAAAGAUGUGGCAAAGAUCAUCCCUGGGCUGGACAAUACUAUCAACAGCCUUGCCCUCCUAAUCAGGUACCUGAACUCAAGCAACCAUGCGACUGCUCUUCUCAAUGAAGAAAGAAGGCGCCUUGGUCUUUCACAUGGCAUCAAGAGCAUUGGAGACACUCGCGUUGCAACAGUCUACUGCGCAGCAAAGUCUGUGCUUCCCUCCAGACUGCUGCUCCCUCCUUCUCCUGGAAAGGCAGCACAAAAGGUAAGCUAUCACCGCUUCUCAGCACCAGGAGCACGGAGCACAUCAGCUUCUAGCAAGGACUCAACAACUUGGUGCUGAUACUGGAACCUUUGGCAAAUGCUAUCAAGACCUUGGAAGGAUGCAAGGUCACUCUGGCUGAUGUCUGCCAUGCUUGGCUGACUAUAGCAUGGAGCUGGGAUCGCCAUCAAGCACUCCCUCAAGGGUCUGUCGUUCUCUAAGAGCAAGGUCACCAGCUCAGUUCAUUGCUCAACACCCGCUGGAAGGGCUUUCUCAAACAAUGCACAGCAAAUCAAGAGGGCCCAGCAAGUAUCUUGGUAUUAUGCUGGCUACUCCUUCCAGCCCACAGAGCAUUGA
Molecule: messenger RNA, 915 nt
Organism: Ceraceosorus bombacis
Lineage: Eukaryota; Fungi; Basidiomycota; Exobasidiomycetes; Ceraceosorales; Ceraceosoraceae
Source: the annotation of a GenBank genome assembly